AUGUCCGACGAAUAUCCUAACAAGCGCCGACGCGGACGCGGCAAAGAGCGUGUGCGAGUAACACGUGCUUGUGACGCAUGCAAGCGGAAGAAGCUGCGCUGUUCUGGAACCCUUCCCUGUUCACUGUGCCUUCAGUCAGGGGCAAAUUGUGAAUAUAAUGCAGACUACACGAGGGGCAAAAAGACCGAAAUUCCCCUCCUGGAGCACCACGGAAUUUCUAGCUUACAGUCGCCACUAAUAACUGCUAAGUCGACUACCAACACUGAGUCUGAGAAAUUGGACAGUAAACAGCAGUCGUCAGAGCGAUCAAUCAUCUCCACAAAAGAAAUAUCUCUACCCACAGCUGCUUCUCCAUUGCUUGCUCAUGCUAGAGUUGCAGAUCAGAAUCAUGCACGGUACAGCCUGGGUCAUGAUACCCGACAGCCUAAUCCCCAUCUCGCCGCUCUACAGGGAGAAGAAGGCGACGAAGCAAUCUCGUCGCGUAACUCUCCAGAGCCAAAUCAAACAGACUUAGAGGGGCAUUAUGUUGGACCAUCUUCUGGGGUAUCGUUUUUACUCCGAGUCCAGAAGCGCAUCCACGAGAAUGUGGCCGUUUUCUCGAAUGGGCCCAUAUUCAACUUUGGCGAUGCACCUUUGCCAAAACACGAUUCGCAUUUCUUAGUACUUCCACCAAAAAAUGAAGCUAAGAUGCUUGUGAAUCGGUACUUUGACUUUGCAUUUCCAACCCACCGUUUCCUUCAUCAAGCUACGAUCGAAACAUGGCUCGAUACAUUCUACUCGGAUGUGCAUGGAUCAGAUGAUUCACUUAGCCAGGCAGUCAAGGCUCUGUUGUUGAUGGUCAUGGUUCAAGGAAAGCAAUACCUUUCUAACCAGGGCCCAGCUGUUGGUCAGUCUGUCAAGAGCAAUGUGUACUUCGCCGCAUCUGAAAACCAUUUAUUGAAAGAAACUGGGAAGCGGGUCUUCUGGUGUGCAUACAGCUUGGACAUUUACCUCAGUGCGGCACUGGGUCGCCCAAAGAUCUUUCACGAUGAAGAUAUUGACCAAGAUCUACCAGCAUGCGCAAGUGAUCUCCAGAUUACAACAAGUGCCAUUCUGCCAGCCUUUUCUCCUGGGCAAAGCGUAAUGCUAGCGCCUGUAUUUCACGCAAAACUCGUGAGAAUAAUCAGUGGAGUUUUGAAAGAGCUAUAUGGUCUCAAGAAAAAGAACCUCGAGGCCCAAGCAGUCAUCGCACAAAAGUAUGGUUCGAGCCUCGCAGAAUGGCGAAUUGGCAUUGGCCCGUUUCUCGAAACUUCCAACAUCGAACUUCUUCAGCCAACAUACCAGAGACAGUACAACGUCCUCAAUCUAGCAUUUGCUCAUGCAGAGAUUCUACUCUACAGACCAUUCUUGCUGCGAAACCUAGCAUCACUAGGAAGGCGUUCUGGUCACACACAUUCACAGUUGCAGCAGGAUAUACAAACAAACGUGGAGAAAUGUCUGCAGGCUGCUUCCAAAAUAGCAGGCUUGUUCAAGGAGCUUUGCAGGUCAAAGCGGAUGUAUCGGUCUUUUUGGUUUACGCAUUACUACGUCUUCUGUGCCAUUGUGGUUCUAUACGUCUAUGUGAUUCAGCAUCGUUCCACUCCAGCACAGUAUCUGAGUCAAUACCUGCAGAUGGGUGAAGAGGCACAAAAGGACCUGGCCCAAUGUGGCACUCUGGCGUCAUUUCCACAGCGAUACGUCGUGGUGCUUGAAGAGCUACGCAAGGAGGCAUUGCGAUUGACAAGCUCUUCAUCUACUUUUACUGCCGUUGGUGGAAUUGGGCAUGCAUGUGGAGACCCUGCACAGACUGAUCAUUUCGAGUCUGGCAGCGUGUCUGCCGCACAGGCCACUGACAGCAUGAGGAACUAUGAGCACCUAGCAUCUCCAGAGUGGAUUCCAAAUUUUGUCCAGGACCAUAGCCCAGCAUCAUAUCUUGCGGAUAUGACAGGAUGGAGCGAGUUUGACUCACUCGUUUUGACCGGCUUAGGUGAAUUGGGUCAUUUCUUCCCGGAUGAUACUGGUCAAUACCAGUGA
Molecule: messenger RNA, 2052 nt
Organism: Penicillium canescens
Lineage: Eukaryota; Fungi; Ascomycota; Eurotiomycetes; Eurotiales; Aspergillaceae
Product: Zn(II)2Cys6 transcription factor
Exons: 7
Coding region: 1-2052 (683 amino acids)
Biological process (GO): positive regulation of transcription by RNA polymerase II; DNA-templated transcription
Cellular component (GO): nucleus
Molecular function (GO): zinc ion binding; sequence-specific DNA binding; DNA-binding transcription factor activity, RNA polymerase II-specific
Source: RefSeq, a predicted model, not a curated record